Molecule: messenger RNA, 1729 nt
Organism: Merops nubicus (carmine bee-eater)
Lineage: Eukaryota; Metazoa; Chordata; Aves; Coraciiformes; Meropidae
Product: TNFAIP3-interacting protein 1-like
Exons: 18
Coding region: 38-1729 (563 amino acids)
Biological process (GO): negative regulation of canonical NF-kappaB signal transduction; cellular response to lipopolysaccharide; regulation of transcription by RNA polymerase II
Source: RefSeq, a predicted model, not a curated record
GAUGCCAGGCGGGGAAGCAGGCGACUGAACGGCGGGCAUGGAAGGGAGAGGACCCUACCGCAUCUACGACCCCGGCGGGGGCUCGGGGGAGGACGGACCCACCGCCUUUGAGCGCCUGGUGGAGGAGAACACCCGGCUGAAGGAGAAGAUGCAGGGGAUCAAGUCCAUCGGAGAGCUGCUGGAGGAGUCCCAGGUGGAGGCAACCAAGCUGCGGCAGAAGGCGGAGGACCUCGUGAAGGACAAUAAAAUGCUGAUAGCAUCAUCCUCCUUGGAGGACCUGUUGGAAACUGGAGGCGUCGGCCCUGACCCCAGCUCCACGCAGGCUGCCCCGGGCAGCACCCAGCCUGACACAGAAGCACGGAAAUCUCCUCCAAGUGGAUCCUCCUCGGAGUUCGAGGUGGUCGCUGUGGAGGCGCCAGGGUCUCCCCAGGAGCGCGGGGCAGCGGGCUUGGAGCAGCUGCCCAACGAGGAUGCCAACCUGCUGCCCCAGCUGCAGCAGCUGGAGAACACGCUGAGUGGCUGUGCCAAGGAGGCCAGCAAGGACCAGGUCUUCAUGCGCAUGGGCUACAUGGCCUCCGAGCUCAAGCGCCUGGCCUCCAAGGUGCACAAGAAUGAGCAGAGAACAUCGUUCCUGCAGACCCUCUGCGAGACACUGCACAGCGAGAAUAAGGAGCUGCGAACCAAGCUGGAGCGGGACCUGGAGCAGAGAAACCAGGCGCUGGAGAAGCUCAGGUGUGAGAACCAGGAGCUGCGGAGGAUGGUGACACUGAGCAGCCAGGACAGCGGGAAGAGGGAAGCUGCGGAGCAGCAGCAGCAGAGCGGGGCCACGGUGGAGAAGGUGCCGGGCAGAGGAGAGCUGGAGGCCAAGGAGAAGAAGGUGAAGAUCCUGGAGCACCAGCGCAGGGAGCUGCUGGAGGUGAAUAAGCAAUGGGAUCAGCACUUCCGAGCCAUGAAGCAGAAGUAUGAGCAGAAGGUCACGGAUCUGCACCAGGAGCUGGCUGAGGCCCGCAGGGCACUGACCGAGCUGGAGACGGAGCGGGAGCAAAAGCAGCGGGAUUUCGACCGCAAGCUGCUGCUGGCCAAGUCCCGCAUUGAAACGGAGGAGGCGAAGAAGGAGAGGCUGGCCAUGGAGGUGAGGGACCUGCAGCAGAGGAUGCGGUUCCUGCAGGAGCAGCUGGCUCCGGUCACCAGGCAGCGGGAGUACCAGGAGAAGGAGAUCCAGAGACUGAACAAGGCACUAGAGGAGGCCCUGAAUGUCCAGGCCUCUCCACCACCCAUCUUCACCAGCACCAUGGAGCCGAUGGGGAAUGUGCCACAGCAGGAGCUGCUGACCCAGAACGAGCUACUCAAGCAGCAGGUGAAAAUUUUUGAGGAGGACUUCCAGCGGGAGCGGAGUGACAGGGAGAGGAUGAAUGAAGAGAAGGAAGAGCUAAAGCAGCAGCUGGAAAAGCUACAGAAGCAGUUGGUCCUCUCCAGCAACCAGCUGCGAGCCUCCAAGGAUGACUGCCAGAGGGAGAAGGAGGAGAAGGAGAAGUUGAAGAAGAUGCUGAAACAGCACAAACAGGCUUCUGGAGAGAGGCUGCACGCUGAGCCGCUGCCAGGGCCCCUGGGCCCCGCCUGCCCCCCAGCGAUGCCGGGCGAGCACGCCCCGGGGCAGAACUUCCACCAUUUUCCCCCGCCCGAGUACCCGUGGCGACCGCCACAACAGGGAGGGCCCGGGCUCGCCUAA